AUGUCUAAAAAUUUACACGAACGAGCGUUACAAAUUAAACAAUAUAAAGGGUCCGAUAUCAAAUACAUUCCCGCGGUUGAUCUGCACAACCUCAAUUUAAAAUCCGCGAAAAGUCUCGUUAUUAAAACCAUCCAAGAAUAUUAUUCUACCGAAGUGACUUGGAUAAGAUUUAUAACGGGGAGAGGAAAUCAUCUAAACGCAAAGGGGAAACGAGCAAUCCUUUAUAAUAGCUUUCCAACUUGGAUUACAGAUGUUAAAAUCCAUCAUUUAAUCGAAGAUUACGAUCAAGGUGAUGGAUCUUACAAGGUAUACCUUAAAACUUCCAAAAAACUAAAAGAAGAAUCCUCAACAAUUACAAUUUUGGAUGUAAAUGUAAUUCGACAGGAAGUUUUCAACCGGUUAGAAACAUUGGCCGAAACUGGAAACGUCGACUCUCAAUUACUCAUCGGACAAUUAUAUUUUGAUGGAGUUGGUAUUAACAUAAAGGAAAAACAUGAACAAGCCUUCAAGUGGUUCAUUAAAGCGGCCGAACAAGGUGACGUUGGUGCUCAAUUGAUCGUCGGGAAUUUAUUGCAUGAAGGUAAAGGUGUUGCUAGAAAUUAUAGAGAAGCUUUUAAAUGGUUACUAAAGGCCGCUAAGCAAAAUAACGUUAGCGCACAAAUUAUUGUUGCAAAGAUGUAUUUCAAUGGAGAAGGUAUUAGGAAAAGUGAUAAAGAAGCUUUUAAAUGGAUUAAAAUGGCCGCCGUAACCAAUAAUCCUAACGCCCAAUUUAUCCUUGAACAAAUGUGUGCUAAAAGUGAAGGGGUUAAACAGAAAGAAAUCGAAUUCAGAGAAAUUGUAGCCUAA
This is a messenger RNA of Funneliformis mosseae, 846 nucleotides long. NCBI's taxonomy places the organism in Eukaryota, Fungi, Glomeromycota, Glomeromycetes, Glomerales, Glomeraceae. The record is from the annotation of a GenBank genome assembly.